GGCCGCCGGCGGAGCCAAUGGCUGCCGCUCGCCGGCUCCGCAGGCAGCCCCACCUCGGGCUGGCUGCGCGGCCCGCGUACCGGCCCGGGGAGAGGUUCGGCGGCUGAGAGGCAAGAUGGCGGCAGCCCCGGCGCUGGCUGCCGGGCUGCGCGUGGCGCGCAGGGCGGUGGCGGUGGCGGGGCCGCGGGGGGCACAGGGUCCGUGCAUUGGCUGCUGCCUUCCAAGCCUACCUGAAGCCCAGCUGACCGAACGCCUGCUCCGGGCAGCCUCCUCAGCGCCCCCUGCAGGAAAUGAGAUCCGAGGAGCUGCAGGUGUGACUGAUGGAAAUGAAGUGGCCAAGGCCCAGCAGACAGCUCCUAGGGGAGCAGCUCCAACUGUCUUCUCCCGGAUCCUGGAUCGAAGUCUCCCAGCUGACAUUCUAUAUGAGGACAAGCAGUGUCUCGUAUUCCGUGAUGUGGCCCCUCAAGCUCCUGUGCACUUCCUGGUCAUUCCUAAGAAGCCCAUUCCUCGGAUUAGCCAGGCUGAGGAAGACGACCAGCAGCUUCUAGGACACCUUCUCCUUGUGGCCAAGAAGACAGCAAAGGCUGAAGGCCUGGGAGAUGGAUACCGACUUGUGAUCAAUGAUGGGAAGCUGGGCGCACAGUCUGUGUAUCAUCUGCACAUUCAUGUACUUGGGGGCCGACAGCUCCAGUGGCCUCCAGGUUGAACCUACCAACUGACCAAGAACCCCAGACCUGGAUGCUUGGAGGGUGGGGGAAAGGGACCCUAUGAUGCUAAUAAACUUGCUCUCCCUCGA
Molecule: messenger RNA, 796 nt
Organism: Zalophus californianus (California sea lion)
Lineage: Eukaryota; Metazoa; Chordata; Mammalia; Carnivora; Otariidae
Gene: HINT2
Product: histidine triad nucleotide binding protein 2
Exons: 6
Coding region: 116-706 (196 amino acids)
Cellular component (GO): mitochondrion; cytoplasm
Molecular function (GO): hydrolase activity
Source: RefSeq, a predicted model, not a curated record